AUGGCUCUCGUCAAUUAUUCCGACUCAGAAGCCUCAGAUUCCGAGCAAGAAAAUGUGACCCAACCCCAACAGAAAAAAGCUGCCCCUGUGCCUGCACUCGCACCCGCCAACAAUGCUCCCAAACAACCCUCCGGCGCAAACUUCUCGUCCAUUGUUGACCGCAGCAACCCUCGCAAGAUUCGCGUUGCUUUACCGGAAAUCAAACCAGACACCGCAGAGGGCGACCAGGGAGGCGAAGACGGUCCCGCGCGGAAGAAACCCAGGAUAGGGGGAGGCGGAGGAGCUUUUUUGGGAUUCAACGCGAUGCUACCGGCUCCGAAGCGGAAGACUGUCACGGCGGAUAAGGAUAAGAAGCCUGCUGGGCCUGCCCGGAAGGUGUUCAGCUUAAAGACGGGUGCCACUCCGGGGUUCGAUCGCUCGGCUGAUGCGGAGCUGCGGCAUAAUCAGGCUCUGGAGGGCGAUGAGGAGGAUAUUCCCAAGGCGGGAAGUCUACAGGCUGAGGAUCCCGUUGAAGCAGGAGGUGCUUCAGAAACUAAGCCUCCACAGAAGCCGGAAGGGGAGGUAAAACUAAAGGGCAAUGCGAUGAUGUUCAAACCGCUUUCUGUGGGACGGAAUCAGAAGAAAAAGCUCCCCAAGACCCCUGCACCUUCUUUGCCUGCUGCCGUUGAACCGAAGCCAGCUCCACAACCAAAGCAGCAACAGCAAUCUCCGGCGCAACAAACCCCUCCACCACCUGCGCCAAAACCCAAAGUCAGCCUUUUCUCCAUUUCCUCCGAAGACUCGUCUGCAACAGCUCCCUUGAGCGGCCCUGCUCAGAGCACGAGUUACCAACCGCUGGUCUAUAACACAACGCCCGAUGCACCUGUAGCAGGCCCCUCACUAGAAUCUGAAGCCACUACUACACCGGCUGCCUCAGCCGCAGCAACGCAACAACCCCAAACCCUUGACAACAUCGCAAAUGACCUCAAUCUUUCCCGUGCCCAACGACGCCAUUUAUUCGGACGUCAUGCAGACACGUCUAAUGCCCGGGUCCUCAAUUUUAACACAGACGCAGAAUAUGUUGCCAACCAGGAAAUGGCGCAGACCACAGAUCUUGCCGCAGCUCAGCACAAUCCUGUCCGGGCAAUCGCGCCAGGAAAGCACACGUUGCAGCAGUUGGUAAACGCUGCCAGCAAUCAGCGGGAAGCUUUGGAAGAAAGCUUUGCGACGGGACGGAGGAACAAGAAAGAGGCUGGGUCAAAGUAUGGAUGGUGA
Messenger RNA from Aspergillus chevalieri, 1254 nucleotides. Its product is annotated as PRCC domain-containing protein. Gene Ontology annotation, cellular component: nucleus. The transcript has a single exon. The record is from RefSeq and is a predicted model, not a curated record. Bases 1 to 1254 code for a protein of 417 amino acids. Lineage: Eukaryota; Fungi; Ascomycota; Eurotiomycetes; Eurotiales; Aspergillaceae.